UACCAUACUGCGUAGUAAUGGCAUAGAAUGGGUGUGGCAACGUCUGCUGGGCUGCCAUCGAAAAUGUCAGUGCCAGUUCGUACUCGCCUUUGAUAUUAUUUUGCUUUUUUCCUCAUUCAUUUUCCAUGGAAAUAAUACUGAAAGUCAUGUAGAUUUGUGUUCAAAGUGCCCGGUGAGAAUCUCAAGUGUGCAAACACGUAGAAUAGGAUGGUGUGCGCGUGAAGGGGGACAAGGAAAAGCGAGUGAAACUGUGUGUGGUGCACCAAGAGCGCCCCCAAUCACAAUAGGAGCUGGUGUGUGAAAAGAUGGCGGAGACGUCGCGCUUCUCCUGCACGAAAUGCUUCAACGAUAUCUUCACACACUUGCUGAGGAUACACUUUAGCACGGAGGAGCUGGAGCAGCGGUACAAGUCGCGCGAGAUCGACAAGUUGCUGGAGAAGGACAAGCACGCCUUCCGGAGGCAGGUUAAAUUACUUCUCCUCGGCGCUGGUGAAUCAGGCAAAUCCACAUUCCUCAAGCAAAUGCGAAUCAUCCACAAUAUCAAGUUCGAGUCGGAGCUGAUCAGGGAGUAUCAGCUGGUCAUCUAUCAGAACAUCGUCAAAGGAAUGCAAGUGCUGGUGGACGCGAGGGAGAAACUGGACAUCCCAUGGGAGCAUCCGACGUCCGAACUGGCGGCGAAUAAGGUGAAGCUGUUCCAUGGAACGGGCCUGGAUCAGGAGCAGUUUGCGCAGUUUUCACCAACAAUUCACGUCCUGUGGCAGGAUAGGGCCAUAAAGAAGGCUUACGAUAGGCGGAGAGAAUUUCAAAUUAGUGACUCUGUGAGCUACUUUCUCGAUGAAUUGGAACGAAUAGCGAGAUUCGACUAUGUUCCGUCAACGAAAGACAUUCUUCACUGCCGGAAGGCGACGAAGGGUGUCUAUGAGUUCACAAUUCGAAUACAGAACAUUCCAUUUCUGUUCGUGGAUGUGGGCGGGCAGCGGACGCAGCGGCAAAAGUGGACAAAGUGCUUCGACAGCUCCGUGACAUCCAUCAUCUUCCUCGUGUCGACGUCGGAGUUCGAUCAGGUGCUGGCGGAGGAUCGCAAGACGAACCGCCUUGAGGAGUCCAAGAACAUCUUCGACACCAUUGUGAACAAUGUGGCAUUUCAGAAGAUAAGCAUCAUCCUGUUCCUCAACAAGACGGAUCUUCUGGCGUUGAAGGUGCGCAAUCCAGAGACUGACAUUCGCUGGUACUAUCCACAGUUCACCGGCAAUCCCCACUCAAUUCUCGAUGUACAAAACUUCAUCCUGCAAAUGUUCAUGAACGUGCGUCGCAAUCAGCGAUCCGCUGCCAUUUAUCAUCACUUCACCAACGCUGUGGACACACAGAACAUCCAGGUGGUCUUCAAUUCCGUGAAGGACACAAUCCUCCAACGGAAUCUCGCCGCCCUGAUGCUUCAGUGAACCGUGAACACGAGCCCGCGAUCUAGCUAAGAGGACACCUUCCGCCCACGAGGAGAAUUUGCCAUAAGUGAGAGAGGGGGAGAAAGAGAUAGAGCGAAAGAGAAAGAGAGGAGAAAAAUGUGGUUGAACAGUGUUGGGAAAAUCAUAUUUAUGAAUAUUUGUUUCAUACCAGACCAAAAAUUAUUAAACAUUACAUUUUUAUAACACAUUUAUCGCGUAUGUAAAGGUGGGAGUGAGAGAGAAAGAGAAAAGUGGAGAGAAUAAGAAGAGGAAAUGAAUUGCAAAAGGGAAAAAAUGCUACAAAAAGCGAUUAACUAAGAAUUUUGUUGACACUCAAAAAAGGCUAAUUUUUCGUGCCUUCUCCUUUUUUACAUUUAUUGCUAUUAACAACAAGAUGAAAGGGGGAAAUGUUUAGGAGCAACUUUCUCAAUUUUUACAACAUUUUAUAAAUUAAUAUUUAGUAUAGACGAAAAAAAAGGAAUACCAAUACAAUUUUCAUCCAUUUAUAGUGAAAGAUUUUUAUAUCUGUCAAAAUUAAAAAUUUUGUAAUCUCGAGAGAAAAAAAAUGUGAUAUAAUUGAUAAUUAACAGAAAAAAAGGAAAUAAGAUAUGAGAAGAAAUUCAAUUUAGCCAUUUGUCGGUGUAAUAUUAGUAAUGAAUAUAUUUGGGGAAAAAAGGAAAUGCAUGAAAAUUCUUUUUUUCCAUAAAAUCCAAACUUUUCUACAUUUAUACUAUUUGUAACAAUAUUGCCUCUUUUUGAUACAAUCUAACACAAUAAAUGUAAAUCUCUGUAAUAUAGAAGAAGUAACUGGUAAAAAUAACUAGAGGCUGACUUCCUAAAAAAAAAGAUAUAUUGAGAAAUUGACGGAAAGAUAACGCAAGGAAUAAACGGCUAAAGUGCGCGCAUGAAAAGAUCUUAGAAAGAAACCAACUAAAAAGGUUUAAUUUAUUUCUCUGUAAAUAUUUUUGAGUGUGAAAAUAAAAAUGCAGAAGACAGUAUUGGGAAAAUUCAUUAAA
This is a messenger RNA of Phlebotomus argentipes, 2458 nucleotides long. It is a transcript of the gene cta, whose product is annotated as guanine nucleotide-binding protein subunit alpha homolog. The coding region runs from base 306 to 1442 and encodes 378 amino acids. Lineage: Eukaryota; Metazoa; Arthropoda; Insecta; Diptera; Psychodidae. Gene Ontology annotation, biological process: Rho protein signal transduction; adenylate cyclase-modulating G protein-coupled receptor signaling pathway. Gene Ontology annotation, molecular function: D5 dopamine receptor binding; G-protein beta/gamma-subunit complex binding; guanyl nucleotide binding. The transcript has 5 exons. The record is from RefSeq and is a predicted model, not a curated record. Gene Ontology annotation, cellular component: brush border membrane; heterotrimeric G-protein complex.